UGUUGCUCACAAGACGCUGAUCACAAGACGCUGAUUCUGUAUUUGGUGUUUUUUUUUUAAUAUAGGAAGUCCUCUGCCGUUUCUUUUAAAUUUUACACUUAAUAUUGACGGGUUUGAGAAGUUUGAACAUGGUGGAAUGCGAACAACUAUUUGAUCGCCAACGUGUUACAGGACAGCUGUCGCAUGAGUAGUGAGGAGGACCAUGGACAGUGGACUGGGCCUGGGUGAUGAGGAAGGGGAUGUGGGGAGCCUGUGGGCUACUCUGGCCUGGCUGGCUUCCUGUGUGAUGGUGGUUGGAGGUGCUCUGCCGUACGUGCCCCAGUACCUGCAGAUACUCCGGACCAAGAACACAGGCGGGUUCUCCACACGCAUCUGCCUCGUUCUGAUGGUUGCCAACAUCCUCCGCAUACUCUUCUGGUUUGGGAAACGGUUUGAGGUGACCCUGCUCCUGCAGGCUGUGGUGAUGAUUGUUGCCAUGCUGUUGAUGCUCGACCUCUGCUGCUCUGUCCAGAACAGCGACCGCAUCAGCACCAAACAGCAUCACAUCACAGAUCUGGACCCUCGGUUCUUCUGGAGCUGGGAUGGAUUUGAGGACUACCUCAUCUUCCUGCUUGCCUUCACGCUUCCCUGCGCCUUUGUCACCCUCCUCCUGCUGGACUCCUCACUGUUUGUGGAGGCCCUGGGCUUCCUGUCUUUGCUGGCUGAGGCCAUGCUGGGGCUACCGCAGCUCCUCCAGAACCAACACAACCACUCCACCACCGGCAUGAGUGUGAAGAUGGUUCUGCUGUGGAUGACUGGGGAUGGCUUCAAGACGGCCUACUUUGCCCUCAACAAGAGCCCACUUCAAUUCCUUUUGUGUGGGUUGGCUCAGGUGCUGGUAGACCUGACUAUCCUCUAUCAAGUGUGUCUCUACAGAAAAGACCCCUGUGACAAGCUUUCCUAGCCUGGAGUUGAAGGCCUUUCACCAAUGACAAAAAAGUACAAAAUAAUUUGACACAUUUUUGGGAAAUAUUCAACCAGACUUUUAUGCUAUUGAAAGUCACAACAGAAUUUGAAUACUGUUUAGUGUCUUUCAAUUACUUUAUUGUUAGAAAACACACUAAAUAAAUUGAUUCAGUAUAAUUUCAAAAUACUAAAAUAGCCAAAUAUUCAUAUUUUAGUUUUUAUAAAUAAUCAAAUCCACACUGAAUGCAGGUCUGUAGUCAACACAACACAUUGUUUAUGCCAGUAUUGUCAACAUAAGAGCCUCUAAUAGGAGUUCAUGUGGUAUGAAAUCAUUUCAGUAUUUAUUUAAGAUGAUUAUGAAUGUAGUUUUGCAAUUAUUAUCUGGAGAAUUUGUUUUAAUUUAUGUGCAUUUAUAUUUGAGGACAUUUGAACUUGUAUUUAUUGGUUGUAUUUAUUUGAUUGACUGUUCGUUUUCUUCACAUCUUCUAAGAUGAUAAACACAAUUUAUGUUUGAAAGUACUCAUAAAAUAAAAAGCAUUGUGAGCUUUUAUGUUAUUUCAAUGUUUAAUUUCCUAAUUUUGUCUAUGCCUCAAUUUUAGAUGUCGUUGAGUAAACCGAUCAUCAAUUUAGUGCU
Esox lucius (northern pike) is the source of this 1579-nucleotide messenger RNA. Its product is annotated as solute carrier family 66 member 2. The record is from RefSeq and is a predicted model, not a curated record. Gene Ontology annotation, biological process: phospholipid translocation; retrograde transport, endosome to Golgi. Lineage: Eukaryota; Metazoa; Chordata; Actinopteri; Esociformes; Esocidae. The transcript is spliced from 5 exons. Gene Ontology annotation, cellular component: endosome; trans-Golgi network. Bases 203 to 943 code for a protein of 246 amino acids.